Arabis nemorensis is the source of this 1467-nucleotide messenger RNA. Lineage: Eukaryota; Viridiplantae; Streptophyta; Magnoliopsida; Brassicales; Brassicaceae. The record is from the annotation of a GenBank genome assembly.
AUGGUAGUCGGUGGUCAUGGCGGAGACGACGGAGCUAGUGGUAGUAGUGGUGGUAACAGAGCGCAGGCGGAUCGAUGGCUUGUAACAUCAGAGAAGCUUUUAGCGUCUAGUGACCUUCAAGGUGCGAGAACUUUUGCGAUCCGAGCAUGCGGAACCGACCCGACCCGAGCAGAAGCGGCGGACUAUAUCCUCGCAAUCUGCGACAUUCUUCUAGCCGGAGAGACUCGUCUAGGUGAUUCAAACUUGCCGGAUUGGUACGCCGUGUUACGACUCGGUCGAUUAGCUCAAAACCCUGAACACGUCGCGACUCAGUACCGUAGACUCGCUCUUCUUCUCAAUCCUUCGGUUAAUCGACUCCCUUUCGCCGAUCAAGCAUUUAAGAUCGUCUCUGAUGCUUGGUACGUGCUCUCUGAUCCCUCGAGGAAGUCAUUGUACGACCGAGAGUUGCAACUGAGUCAACUCGGCCAAUCUGGUUUCCAGCCCCAAAACCAAACUCAGCAACAAUUCCAGUGGAAACCUAGCCAAGGCACCAACGUAGCACAAGAGCCGCCUUCUGUUGCUCGGCCAGCUACGUCCACCGCCGGAUAUCCUUCGCCGUUUCAGAGCCAUGCUAAGAUCCAGACCGAUCCUACGGCGACGAGCUUCUGGACCGCUUGUCCUUACUGCUUUGUUCUCUUUGAGUACCCAAAGGCUUAUGAGGAAUGCACUUUAAGGUGUCAAGAUUGUAGAAGAGCAUUUCAAGCUGUGACGAUACAGAAACCUCCAGUGGAAGGGAAAGGAGAAGAUGUUUACUUUUGCUCAUGGGCUGUAUUUCCACUAGGGUUUUCCGGUGAGUUUAAAACCCCAAGUUGGUCACCUAUUUCACCUCUCUUUGCCUGUCCUCUGCAAAUGGUGGAUGCUGAGCCGAACAUGAAGAAGAGAAAGGAACCGGCGGCUCCGAGAAUUUAUUAUGACGAUGAUGACAUAUAUGUUGCGAUUUCGGAUGAGGAUUGUGAAGAAGAUGAUGAUUGGCAAGAGGGGGUACAAGUUAAUAAGAAGGUGAAUGUUGGGAAAGGAAAAGAAACGAUUGUGAGAAGUAACAAGAAACAUGGAGCUGAGAAAGCUGGGAAAGGAAUCCAAAAUGUAGAAAAUAUUAGUAGUGCUAGCAAUCCCGCGGUUUCGAUUGCUUCAGAUGCUGCAGCAGUUGGUUCUUCAUCUGGGGCUAUGUCUAAAACAGUGAGUUAUAGUACUAGAAAAAGAACGGGAACUGGAGCUAAGAACCUGGGGAGGUUGGAUUUGAAUGUGGAGUUCAGUAAUGAAGUGGAAGAGAAUGCUGCGGCAGGCGGGAGAAAUGAAGGCAACGGGCUCGGAAGUAACAGGGAAGUGGAUAAUAUGGAAGGGAUUGGGUUCUUUGAGGGACUUGAUGAAUUCUUGAGUAGUUUGCCGAUACUUUCUGUUGUUGGAGAUGAUAAAAUCAAGGCUACUUAG